CUGUCACCCUCACUCUCGUUUUCCCAACCUUGUCUCGAUCGACACCUUCCCCUCCUUUCUUUUCAUUGAUUUAAGUUUUCGCUUUUCCGUUUUUCACUUCCCUUUGUCUCACAAAUAAUGUCGCCCGUGGGACUCCGAUGAGAUCCUGAUCAAGCCACCGUCGCCAUGGUCUCCCUAUGGCCCUUCAAGGGUGAAGACAACUCCCCCGCCUUUUUCGAAAAGACUCUCGCUAGUCUCUCCUCCAAGAUUACCCAGUCCACCACCCGUCUGGACACAACCCGCCAACAUGCCCGCCGCUUCAAAGCUCUUUGGACCCUCUACACCACAUUCGCCUACCUUCUCUACUCCAUCAUCUUAGCUCUAGUCCUAGGCUGGCAGAACUGGGGUGUCGCCGAAUAUGCCGCCAUUGCCGGGGGUCCCGUUGUGAUCUACGCUGUUCGCGCCCUCGCCACCCGCUUCUACGACUUCCGAAUCAGCAAAACCCAACGCUACCUGGAUGAGCUUCAAAAGCAACGCGACGAGACUAUCGAAAAACUCAAAGCCGCCACAAAAUAUAAUUCCACGCAGCAGCUCCUCGAGAAGUACGCCGGCGAUUCUCCGAGGCAGCAACCACGCCCAAAAAGCAGUGACGACAGCCAUAAGCCCUCUCCCAAGCAGAGAUCUCAACAACAGCAACCCCCGGUUGAGCGCACCGGGAUUCCCCCGCCACCAACGGCUAACAUUCGCCGCCCCUCACCGCCGGGCCCGUCCACUCCUCAACAGCAACAAUCCCUCCCUCCACAGCAGAUACCGUCGCCGAAUGUCCCUCCUCCGCAGCCUUCACCAGCCUUCGAUGAUCCAGGCUUCGCACCCAACGCCUUCCCCAGUGCCCCGCAAUACGUCGAACAGUCGCACUGGUACGACCGCCUCCUCGACGUGCUACUCGGCGAAGACGAAACGCAACCCAAGAACCGCACGGUGCUGAUCUGCAGCACGUGCCGACUGGUCAACGGACAGGCGCCGCCGGGCGUGAAAUCGUUGGAGGAGCUAGGCCGCUGGCGAUGCUGCGGCUGCGGGGCGUGGAACGCUGAGAAGAGCGAAGCCAGUAAAGUUCUGGCUGGGAUCAAAGAUCAGCACCAGGAGGCUGCCGAGCCGGCGUGGGAGCCUGUCUCUAAAACCGAUGCGGCAUCAGUAGGAGAUGGCACGGACGAUGGGGUUAUGGUGGCGAGCAGUGAGGACGAUCUGGCGGAGUUUCGGGGGUCGGACGCAGAGGCUGACCAGGAGGAAGAGGAGAAACCGGAGCCGAGUGUGAAGGGGAAGCGUGGACGGGGUAAAAAGAAGGGCUAGUGGAUGGUUUACGCAACUAUGAUUUGUAGUAUCCACAUACUCUAUUCACUUUUAUCUUGCAUGGCGGUGUUUGUUUAUAGAUAGCCAUAUGAUCCCUGUGCCAUAGUACUCUAAUCACUCGAACUACA
Messenger RNA from Aspergillus candidus, 1454 nucleotides. RefSeq lists its product as uncharacterized. The coding region runs from base 166 to 1326 and encodes 386 amino acids. Gene Ontology annotation, biological process: endoplasmic reticulum tubular network organization. The transcript has 3 exons. Gene Ontology annotation, cellular component: endoplasmic reticulum tubular network. Lineage: Eukaryota; Fungi; Ascomycota; Eurotiomycetes; Eurotiales; Aspergillaceae. The record is from RefSeq and is a predicted model, not a curated record.